GGAGGGAAUGAGGGUCUUUCAACUGCCCCACAAAACACUGGGGGAGGGUCUGCUGUGGAAAAACUCCGGCACAGCCCGGCUCUUAUAAAACUUCUUUUCCCACCUCGGACUCUUCAUGUGGCUUCUCUGCAAUUAGCAGAAACCAUAAUCCCAGGACGGGGCUCCCCACUUUUCUUUUUUUUUGGUUGAGAUCCUGAAGUGAGUGUGGAUGUAGUAAAGUCCCUGCUCCUCUCUCAUCCCAGAGCACCUCCUGCCAUCCCAGUCCCUUCCCCCCCCCUCGCUCUCAGGGGAGGCUCCUAUCCAGCCAAACAAGGGAUUGUUUUAGAGAGCAGUCAUCCAAAAAAAGAGGCACAGAGCCUGCAGAACAUGCUGGCCAACUCAACCCAACUUCACCGCAGCUGAAGAACCUCCAAAAAAACAACCAAGGCCUCCAGGUCGUUGUCCUCCCCCCCUAAAGACUUUCCCAAGUCCUCGACUUUUUCGGGAGGACGAAGGAUUGCCUGCAAAAACCCUCCCCGUCCUUCUACUCCUCCGCUCUUCCUGGUGAGGGCGCCGGGGUGAAGUGGAGCUCGCUGUGGAUGAGAUCGCAGUACAGCGCUACGGUAUAUGGAAUCACCAUGUUACAGAGAAUUCCAGAAAUCUGCGCGGUUUGCUACUGGUUACUGUCAGUCGUCUGCUGUGUGGAUCAGCCCUCUCGAGCCCCUCAGUUCCUGGUCCAGCCUCUCUCAACAUUCCAGAAGUAUGGCGGCUCCGUAACACUCACCUGCGUGGUGGACCCACCCAACGCCGCCAUCUCCUGGAGACUGAAUGGAGUGCAGCUGGGAGAUGUCCCAGGGGUCCUGGUGUCUGGAGGAACGCUGAUCAUCGCUAGUCUGAACAAUGAUACUGCUGGGAGGUACCAGUGCAUCGCCCAGACCCCGUCCGGAGCCAUGGCAAGCGUUCCGGCUAUCGUAGCCUUGGCCAAUCUGCAAGACUUCAAGUCAGACACGCAGCACGUGAUCGAGGUGGACGAAGGGAACACGGCGGUGAUAGCCUGCAACCUGCCCGAGAGUCACCCCAAAGCUCAAGUGCGAUACAGCGUCAAGCAGGAAUGGCUGGAGGCAUCCAGAGAUAAUUACCUUAUCAUGCCCUCGGGGAAUCUACAGAUCGUCAACGCCACCCAGGAGGAUGAAGGAACGUACCAGUGUGCGGCGUACAACCCGGUAACGCAGGAAGUGAAGACGUCCGUCUCCAGCGACCGCCUGCGAGUACGACGCUCCACAGCGGAGGUGGCUCGGAUCAUCUACCCUCCCAUGGCGCAGACCAUCAUCGUCACCAAGGGCCAGAGCCUGUUUUUGGAGUGCGUGGCUAGUGGCAUGCCGCCGCCAAGGAUCACUUGGGCCAAGGACGGGUCUGACGUCAUUGACCAGAACAAAACGCGUUUUCUGCUCAGCAACCUCCUGAUAGAGGCCACAAACGAGGAGGAUUCUGGGACAUAUACCUGCACGGCCAGCAAUGGAAUUGGAGACGGAGGCUCAGCGUUUAUCUUCUAUAAUGUACAGGUUUUUGAGCCACCUGAGGUCAGCAUGGAGGUGUCCCAGCAGAUGGUCUCCUGGGGUCAGACUGCAAAGUUUACCUGUGAGGUGAAGGGCAAUCCGCCUCCAUCUGUGGUGUGGUUGAGGAACGCGGUGCCUGUUCUUCCUACCCCCAGACACAGGAUCUCCAGGAAGCUUCUUCGAGUGAGCAGUGUGGGUCCUGAGGACGACGGCAUUUACCAGUGUAUGGCAGAGAAUGAAGUAGGAAGUGCACAAGCAUUGACUUUGCUGAUGACCACCAGGGCAGGAGUAACCUUUAUGAGCCCCGGAUCAGUUGUGGGCACCUGGACUCCGACGGAGGCACCUAUUCCCGACGACAAACAGUUGCUCCUAACGGCUCAGUUGAAGCAAAGACCUCCAACUCCAGGAACGCCAACUCCUUGCCCAUCCGAUAAGACCGUCCUCCAGCCUGAGGCUCCCAUAAUCCUCAGCUCCCCCCGAACUUCCAAGACUGAUUUCUACGAUUUAGUGUGGAAGCCCAGACCAAAUAGCAGAGCCACAAUCCAGUUCUACACCGUGAAACACCGCAAGCAGGUGGGGAAUGUGUCUGAAGAGUGGACUUUUUAUCGAGUUCCUGGAUCUCAGAACCGCCUAACGCUCACCAAACUGGACCCAGGAAGCUUAUAUGAAGUGGAGAUGGCAGCUUACAACUGUGCCGGGGAAGGACAGACCGCCAUGAUGACUUUCCGGACAGGGCGACGUCCGAAACCUGACAUCAUAGCCAGCAAAGAGGUGCAGAUUCAGAGGGACGACCCAGGGACCAGCACGCAAAGCAGCAACCAGUCCGACAAUAACCGGCUGUCCCCUCCGGAGGCUCCGGACCGACCUACCAUCUCCGCAGCCUCGGAAACCUCUGUUUACGUGACCUGGAUCCCUCGAGGAAAUGGUGGAUUCCCCAUCCAGUCUUUCCGGGUGGAGUACAAGAAACUGAAGCAGCAGGGCGACUGGAUCUUGGUGACCAGAGACAUCCCGCCAUCACGUCUGUCUGUAGAGAUCACUGAGCUCGAGAAAGGGAUGUCAUACAAGUUCCGGGUCAGGGCUCUUAACAUCCUGGGCGAAAGUCAGCCAAGUGCGGCUUCUAAACUGUAUAUGGUGUCUGGAUACACAAACCGCAUCAACGAUCGUCCAGUCACGGGACCGUACAUCACCUUCACUGAGGCCCUCAACGAGACCACCAUAAUGCUGAAAUGGAUGUACAUUUCAGCGAGUAACAACAACACUCCAAUUCAUGGCUUCUACAUCUACUACCGACCAACAGACAGUGACAACGACAGCGAUUAUAAGAAGGACGUAGUGGAAGGUGACCGACAUUGGCACUCCAUCAGUCAUCUGCAGCCGGAGACCUCAUACGAUAUCAAGAUGCGGUGUUAUAACGAAGGAGGGGAGAGCGAAUUUAGCAAUGUCAUGAUCUGUGAGACAAAAGCUCGAAAGUCAUCCUCCCAGCCAGGCCGGCCUCCCCAGUCCAUGGUACCGACACCCCCUCCUCCCCCAGGCAGGGGCGGGGCAUUGGGUACAGCCACCGUUGCCCGAUCCAGCGACUUGCCUUACCUGAUAGUUGGCGUGGUCCUAGGAUCCAUCGUCCUUCUCAUUGUGGCGUUCACCCCCAUCUGCCUGUGGAGGGCGCUGUCCAAGCAGAAGCAAACCACGGACAUCACAUUUCCAAGUACCGGCAUCCUGAACUCUUCCUGCCAGUACACGAUGGUUCCACUAAGGGGGACCCCCGCUGUCAGCACCAUUCCGUAUUCCAACGGCGCCUUUGUAAACGGAACCUGUCCACCCGCCAAGCUGAUUUAUUCUGGAGGGAAAGAGCGAGAUUAUUGCGCCAAGGCUCUACACCAGGAUGAGGCCAGCACUCUGCUCUCGGGAAGUGAAGCCGGACCCCCAGAACCAGCAGACCAUCAACAGCCCUGCGAGCUUCGCCGGGCGCAAUCUUGCGAGAUGACCGUAUUGUAUGAGGACGAGACAACCCACCCCUACAUCCAGGUCUCCCACCCCGAGGACCCCACCCACGUCCUAGAUGGCACCCGGUUCCCCAUCCUCUCGGUGCCCACUGAGAAGCCGUAUUCUCCAGGUUCUUCAUGUCAUCUCCCUCCGGUGGAGUCCAUGGACACCAGCGAUGGUCCGGAUCCUCCUGUGGACCCCGAACUUCAUCAGAACUCCCUUCAGGGCGGAAAUACGGACACAAGUCCUUCUGACUACACCAGGCCGGCAACCUAAAGGACGAAAGACUGAAUAUAAAGGACUUUCUAUGGGGAGACUGUGCUGCGCCACAGAAUAAUGCUGAGUGUUACUGGACAGCAACGGGCCAAUGUUCUACCCUCCCAGGGUCAGCAAUGGGCCAAUGUUCUUCACCCACAGGGGCAGCGACAGGCCAAUAUUCUACCCACUCCAGGGUCAGCGAUGUGCCAAUGUUGUACACCCCCCCCCAUGGUCAGUGAUGGACCAGUGUUUUAACCCGUAGGGUCAAAGAAGGGGCCAAAGUUUUACCCCCAGGGUCAGCAAUGGGCCAAUGUUCCACACCCCCAGGGUCAGAAAUGGGCCAAUGUUCUAUCUUCCCAAGGUCAGCGACGGGCCAAUGUUCUACACCUCCAGGGUUGGCGAUAGGACAAUAUUCUACCCCCCUAGGGACAGUGAUGGGCCAAUAUUCUACCCCGCCCCCACAGGGACAGUGGUGUGCCAAUAUUCUACACCCCCUUAGGGACGGUGAAGGGCCGAUGUUCUACACCCCCUGGGUCAUCAAUGGGACAAUAUUCUACCCUCUCAGGGUCAUCAAUGGGUCAAUAUUUUAACCCCUAGUGUCAGCGAUGGGCCAAUGUUCUACGCCCACAUGUUUAGCUGGGCCAAUAUACCCCCACAGAGUUAGCGAUGGGCCUAUGUAUUAACGCCGCCCAUGGUCAAUGAUGGGCCAAUAUUCUUCACUGCCAUGUUCAGCGAUGGGCCAGUGUUAUUUUUUAUUCUACACCCCCAGGGACAGUGAUGGGCCAAUAUUCUAUCUCCACUUAGGGUCAGCAAUGGGCCAAUAUUCUACCUUCCCAGAGUCAGGGAUGGGACAAUAUUUUACCCCCUCCUAGGGACAGUGAUGGGCCAAUGUUCUACAGCCCCUGGGUCAGUGUUCUACACCUCCAGGGUCAACGAUGGGACAAUAUUCUACCCCCCCCAGGGACAGUGAUGGGCCAAUGUUCUAUACCACGAGGGUCAGCAAUGGGUCAAUAUUCUACCCCCCCUAGGGACAGUGAUGGGCCAAUGUUCUACAGCCCCUGGGUCAGUGUUCUACACCUCCAGGGUCAACGAUGGGACAAUAUUCUUCCCCCCCCCAGGGACAGUGAUGGGCCAAUGUUCUAUACCACGAGGGUCAGCAAUGGGUCAAUAUUCUACCCCCCAGGGACAGCGAUGGGCCAAUAUUCUACCCCCCAGGGACAGUGAUGGGCCAAUAUUCUAUCUCCCCUUAGGGUCAGCAAUGGGCCAAUAUUCUACCUUCCCAGAGUCAGGGAUGGGACAAUAUUCUACCCCCCUAGGGACAGUGAUGGGCCAAUGUUCUACAUCCCCUGGGUCAGUGUUCUACACCUCCAGGGUCAACGAUGGGACAAUAUUCUACCCCCCCCAGGGACAGUAAUGGGCCAAUGUUCUAUACCACGAGGGUCAGCAAUGGGUCAAUAUUCUACCCCCCCUAGGGACAGUGAUGGGCCAAUGUUCUACAACCCCUGGGUCAGUGUUCUACACCUUCAGGGUCAACGAUGGGACAAUAUUCUACUCCCCCAGGGACAGUGAUGGGCCAAUGUUCUAUACCACGAGGGUCAGCAAUGGGUCAAUAUUCUACCCCCCAGGGACAGCGAUGGGCCAAUAUUCUACCCCCCAGGGACAGUGAUGGGCCAAUAUUCUAUGUCCCCUUAGGGUCAGCAAUGGGCCAAUAUUCUACCCCCCAGAGACAGUAAUGGGCCAAUAUUCCACAGCCCCUGGCUCAGAGUUCUACACUUCCAGGGUCAACGAUGGGACAAUAUUCUACCCCCCCCCCCGGGACAGUGAUGGGCCAAUGUUCUAUACCCUCAGGGUCAGCAAUGGCCCAAUAUUUUAACCCCUAGAGUCAAUGAUGAGCCAAUGUCCCACACUUUGUAUGAAUGCAACGAUUCUGGAGAACGCUAGAAGGAAUUAGCAGAUGAAUGAAACCAAUCUAAUCUGCAAAUAAUUUUUACAUGUAUUUGCCAAUUCCCUCUAGCGUUCUCUAAAACUGUUACAGUAUGUACUUCCUCCUUUCCUCAGCUCCAUUUAGUGGCCAUAAAGCAUAAAACCAGACCCCCUUAGGAUUGUGUUUUUCCCGCUUUGCCAUCCCCCCUCAGCAGUAUUUUGUCUUGCAGCACUUUUGGCCCAUUUUUUUUAUUUUAUUUUUUUGCUAAAGAAGAGAGAGAAAUUUUUAUUUUUAUACAAUAGAUAUAUUUAUAUAUUUAUGCACUUGUACAUAGAUUAUUUUCUUUAUCAAGAAAGUUUUGUACGGUAUGAACCCGAGGGACCAGUAUACUCCGCCCACCAGAUCUCCCGCUAAUGUUUCCGCUCGCCGGCGUGCGAACGCAACAGCAUAGCUUUCCGCUGACACGCGAGGAUUACGCGUUUUCACCGACGCCGCUUUUUUUCCGAAGAAGAGAGCGGUUUCAGGCUCGGACUCUCUCCACAUUGAACCUGCUACAUUCCUGCCCGCCGCGACCGCUCCAAGUCAAUGGACGCACAUCGCACGUGCCGCGACGAAUGUACAUAUGCACUAUGUAUGCGCCUUCAAUAUGAGACAUUGGCUGCUUUCAGUAUAUUUGUAACAAAAAGGAAAUAAACGUCUUUAAAGAAAAACGA
Molecule: messenger RNA, 6410 nt
Organism: Rana temporaria (common frog)
Lineage: Eukaryota; Metazoa; Chordata; Amphibia; Anura; Ranidae
Gene: BOC
Product: BOC cell adhesion associated, oncogene regulated
Exons: 19
Coding region: 579-3791 (1070 amino acids)
Biological process (GO): nervous system development; cell-cell adhesion; axon guidance
Cellular component (GO): plasma membrane; axon
Molecular function (GO): protein binding
Source: RefSeq, a predicted model, not a curated record